AAAUUACAAUUACACUAUAAUUUGUAUGACUAACGGUAUGGAUGAGCCGGCUCAAAAAAAAAUAGAUGGGCCUUGUGCCAUAUUAUUUUUUUCUACUUAAGACAUCAAUUAAAUUUUAAAACUGAACCCUUUGCUAAAUAAAAACUAGAAAAAUUAGGGUUCUAAACAGCAAAGAAAAUUUGAUAAAAAUUGUGGGAUUCUGAGCAUUUGCACUACCCUAGAGCCGACACAGUAUGUAGUUAGAAGCAGAGUAGUACAUGUUCUACAUGCACAAUCAUAUAAAUCAAUUUUCUUGCUAUCCACAUCAGAAGAUGGCUCUGUACCCAACAGCCAAGACAGGCACUUUCCAGUGCAUCAACUGAAGCUACCCAAAUAUUCAAUAAUGGGCCUUGUGGGCUUUCUUAGUUAGGCCCAAAGAGAGACUGUCAUCGUCUUCCAAUUCAGAUGAUGCCCUACAAAUUCAUCUUCUCUCUCUGCUAUCUAUCUUCUACAGAGCCUACAGUCUAUCAAUGCAUUCCCUUUCGUUUCCAUCUUCUUCUUCGACCCUUCUUCCUUCUCUGUCUGCCUUCGGUUCUUGGCAACCAAAGAAGCUAACUUGUCUCCAAAGUCACUACCUUUCUCCUAAGCUUCUUUCAUUCUCCAGUAAACAGUUUGAUGUCUCUCGUCACAGAGCGUUGUCUGUUUCCUCUUCUUCCCCACCAGAGGAAACAGUCUCCAUGGACGAUUUCCAUGAGAAAGAUUGGUCCUUACUCGAAUCCAUGGAUUUCGAACAGAACCAAAAGGUCGAAAAGAUCAUAAAGGCAGGAGAAGUAACAGAGUCUUCGAGGGUAUUAGUCUCGUUUAGCUCAGAAGCGUUCGUUGAUCGUCUGGUGGAAUCUUCACCUUCUCAGCUCUUGCUUAUAGUCCACGACUCUCUUUUCAUGUUAGCCUGUGUCAAAGAGAAAUACGACAAAGUCAAAUGUUGGCAAGGAGAGUUAAUCUAUGUUCCAGAUAAAUGGUCUCCUUUAGAUGUCGUGUUUCUCUACUUUCUUCCAGCUUUGCCUUUUGAUCUCGACCAGGUGUUUAAGACACUGUCUCAACGUUGUUCCUCAGGUGCACGAGUUGUAAUCAGUCACCCGCAAGGUAGAGAAGGGUUAAAGCAGCAAAGGAAGGAGUUUUCAGACGUGGUUGUCUCUGAUUUACCUGAUGACUCCACCUUGAAGAGUGUUGCUGAGAAGCAUUCGUUUGAGUUAACUCAGUUUGUUGAUGAACAAGGACUUUACCUUGCUGUUCUUACCUUCUCCAAACAAUAGAUUAUGUCAGAGAAAUAUCUAUAAUGAGAUUUGUUUUUCUGUUCCUGUUGUCUCUGUAAUGAAAUGCACGAAUCAUUUUGAGCAAAUCAGAACCUUUGAAAAGAUAAAGAAACUCUUGCAGAGAUCUUUACAUGAAAUGAAAUAAACUGCGUUCUGGAUUACACAAUCCCUCCAUAACGCCAAACAAAUCCAAAGUAUAACUGUAUGUAAACCUUGUUCAGUAAACUGUAUAAAGCUUUUAGAAGAUAGAAAACCUCAUGCUGUUACUUUUCGCAAAUAAGCUGUACUCUUCACCUACUGUGCUCUCUUUCUUCUUCAUAGUGUUGUCACCAAACGCAUGAGCUCCUGAGAGCUGCAAGGAGAAGUCCCCCAAAAUCCCAAUGGAAGCAGCAGGAAUUGAGUUACUUCCUGUAGAUAGACCAACCGGCCCACUAAAGUGAAACAAGGAGAAGUCUUCGCCACUAUCAGUUUCCCUACCUCUGCUGCUUGGAGGUUCCACUUGAGAAAUUCGGUUGAUUUU
This is a messenger RNA of Eruca vesicaria subsp. sativa (arugula), 1812 nucleotides long. NCBI's taxonomy places the organism in Eukaryota, Viridiplantae, Streptophyta, Magnoliopsida, Brassicales, Brassicaceae. The record is from the annotation of a GenBank genome assembly.